GGUCUCUCGUGCUGUGAGGCAGCAGUGUUAACCACUGAGCCACCAUUCUAUAUGCGAGCUCUAAUAUUACAAGGUUAUAUGCAGUUGAAUGUAAUUAAAUGAAAAUUGUAUACUGGCAUUAUGUCUGACGGAGAUUUCCUUUGUCAUCAGGCAACAUUUACAUUUGAAGCAGGAAGAAGAUGCGAUUCAGGACAGGGGAUUUUUCGAUUCAAAACAAAGGCAGUCAAAGAAAUUUUCCACAUUAUUGAUGCAGCAGUAAAGGAAAAGCAGUCCAAGAAAAAACAGCAACGAUUAAGUUUAACUUCUGUUAGCUCUGAGACUUCCACAGCAUCCAGUCAAAAACUGCCAAGUGCAGCAUUCCCUAGACAGGAAUCUUCCGAUGAAAAGCCAUCAUCAGGUGGAAGAGUGAAACCCUUGAAGGAGACAGAUUCAAAUCAAGAGGUUAGGAAGAGAAAAGAAAAUCGAGAUCGUAAAGGCCGUAAUUCACCUUCUGGGGCUGUACCAAGGGCACCUCCAGGAGCUGAAAGGAACCUUCCUACAACCGAUGAUAGGGAGGGUGUCGGUGAAAUAGUUUAUGCUACUGUCAAAUAUCCUAAAGGAAAGGCAACAAAGGUUAAUGUGGAGGAGCCAACGGUUAAUCCUACAAAGUAUAGAGAUAGUUACAGUGAUGACUCUUCUAUAGACCCAGUGUAUGAGAAUGUUUCGGAUAUAGAAUCACUGCUGUCCUUUGAGGAAGAGCCAUCCUUUCUCAAGGACAUACAAAAGUCACUCUAUGAAAAUUCACAGGGUAGCCUUGAAGAUCAGAACUUGUCUUCCAGUACAUCAGCUUCUGCCCCAGAUUAUGAGAAUGUUGUGAUUGAACGCAGUCAGCAGACUUCUGAAGGGGAACAGGAUGAUUGUCCAGCCAAUGAGAAAGGUGAUCUACACCAGACUCCUCCUGGGACAACACCCAAGGAGCGAGACACUUCCUUAAGCUCCGGAGCCUCUAAAGUCACAAAAGCAAAAUUUCCAGCUGGUAUCCAAGAGGUUCUAACUGAUCUGUACUCCAAAGAAUUGAGUAAGACACGAGAAGGA
Molecule: messenger RNA, 1074 nt
Organism: Chiloscyllium plagiosum (whitespotted bambooshark)
Lineage: Eukaryota; Metazoa; Chordata; Chondrichthyes; Orectolobiformes; Hemiscylliidae
Source: RefSeq, a predicted model, not a curated record